This is a messenger RNA of Cercopithifilaria johnstoni, 453 nucleotides long. The record is from the annotation of a GenBank genome assembly. Lineage: Eukaryota; Metazoa; Nematoda; Chromadorea; Rhabditida; Onchocercidae.
AUGGCACCUUGUCCACAAGUAAUUUCGACAGCGACACCAACUUCACUGAUUCCAUUUGCUCUAAGGACAUCCGGUUGCAAUGCAACUAGGGAACAAGGAUCUGAUUCCGCACCUGUAAAAACCAUUGCUUUUACUAUCAUUGAUCAUCGAUACGCUAGUAAAGUUACUACUAUUGAAGAAUUGGAUGUUAGUUCUUUAGGACUACAAGCUGCUCUCCAGAAGAUUGAAAAUACGGUACAAGCUGGUUCAUUAUUAGUAACAAAUGGUAUUAGUGCCAUCAGACAGGUGUUGCAUCCUCUUGCAUUACGGUUAUCCUUCACAUUAUCUCCAUUCUUCCACAAAUUUCUCGAUAUCUCGCGAUUUGAAGCUUUACCAGCUGAUGGGGAAUGCUCAUUAGAGGAUGAAUUGGAUCUGAUAUGUGACAGGAUACAUUAUUUAUGUGAGGGUGAGUGA